AUGUUAUUGUCUUAUGGAAGAAAGAGUGAAACAGGCAGAAAUGUACUUGCUUCUAAUGAUGCAGAAAAGCAAGCUUCUGUCUCUAUGUUACUUGCGGAAUAUGUCUUUUGUGGUGUGAAAAAAUGCUGGCAACUGGUGGUGUGUGAUGCACCUUCGACAGUGUGUGAAUUGGGUAAAAGAAUCAUCAUGGAGAUAUCUGGGAAAAAGGUGUUUAGAAAGUUAACUCAUAAGGAAGCCAGUGCUAGCUUUUUCUCUUUUGGUUUUUCCCAUCAUAGCCAUCUCUUUGAAGUUUUCACAUCUUUAAUGCCCACAACUGGUCCCUCUGAUGGUUGCUUUGGUGAUGGUGACUAUGCUCUCCAGUGUUUUCAGAUGCCAGACACUAAAUUUUCGGUUUUAAUUGUUUGGGGCAAGGGGGGGUUACCUGGGUUCAUACAGUGA
This is a messenger RNA of Sphenostylis stenocarpa, 438 nucleotides long. NCBI's taxonomy places the organism in Eukaryota, Viridiplantae, Streptophyta, Magnoliopsida, Fabales, Fabaceae. The record is from the annotation of a GenBank genome assembly.